Racocetra persica is the source of this 121-nucleotide messenger RNA. The record is from the annotation of a GenBank genome assembly. Lineage: Eukaryota; Fungi; Glomeromycota; Glomeromycetes; Diversisporales; Gigasporaceae.
CAAUCUGAUAAACUAUACAAAUUAGAAAAAAAACUUACUUGUACUGCUUGUUACAAAGCAUACUAUGAAGCCCUUGACCCAGAAGAUCCUAGAAGCCAGGAAUAUUACAAUACAGGACUUG